Histoplasma capsulatum G186AR is the source of this 324-nucleotide messenger RNA. RefSeq lists its product as uncharacterized. NCBI's taxonomy places the organism in Eukaryota, Fungi, Ascomycota, Eurotiomycetes, Onygenales, Ajellomycetaceae. Gene Ontology annotation, molecular function: glutathione disulfide oxidoreductase activity. The coding region runs from base 1 to 324 and encodes 107 amino acids. Gene Ontology annotation, biological process: cellular response to oxidative stress. The transcript is spliced from 3 exons. The record is from RefSeq and is a predicted model, not a curated record. Gene Ontology annotation, cellular component: nucleus; cytoplasm.
AUGACUGGUGCAAAAUCCAAGGUUGAGGAUAUUAUUGCUGGUCACCAUGUUGUCAUCUUCUCGAAAAGCUACUGCUCCUACAGCAGAGCCGCUAAAUCCCUUCUAAAUGAGCAGGGCAUCCCCUUUUACGCUCUAGAGUUGGAUCAACUCGAUGACGGCGCCGCCAUCCAAAGUGCACUUGCGGAACUCACCAACCAAAGCACCGUGCCCAACAUCUUCAUUGGCCAAAAGCAUAUCGGCGGCAACUCUGACCUUCAGGCCCGCAAGGGUGAGUUGUCUGCGCUGGUGAGCGCUGCAAUGGCUGCUAAAGCGUCCAAGGCGUGA